CGCGGCGGGCGGAAGGGCGGCCGCAGUCCGCACCGGAAGCUGCAAGAGGUCUCCCAGCGUGGAGAAGGAUGAAGGAGGAGAAGAAGGAAUGGAGAGAUGGGCGAGUUAGAUGAAGUCGUGGAAGGACGUGGAAAAAUAUCAGGGUUUGACGGAGAGAGAGAAGCAGGACUUCAACAAGGGAGGAGGUGUCGGUGGUGGCGGGGAGGUGAUGGCGGAUUCCCCACUGUCACCUCCCCUCAUGCGCAGCAGCCGCUCCAGCGAACCGGCUCUCAGCUUCCGCACGAAAGGUCAGAAUCCUGUAUGUGAGUGGACUAACAGGCUGAACUGUGAUCAUGCCGAGCCGUCGCGACAACUGGCGAGUCGAGGGCCGCUCAACGCGUCCGGAAGCAGGCGAAGGCUCGUACCAGAAGCCUGCAGGUGAAAGUGACACCCAAGGAGGAAGAGAAAC
Messenger RNA from Priapulus caudatus, 448 nucleotides. RefSeq lists its product as uncharacterized. The transcript is spliced from 3 exons. Bases 110 to 421 code for a protein of 103 amino acids. Lineage: Eukaryota; Metazoa; Priapulida; Priapulimorpha; Priapulimorphida; Priapulidae. The record is from RefSeq and is a predicted model, not a curated record.